AUGCAUGAGAGCACAAGCUGUUCCGGAGACUAUGCUAUCACACCCUACACAGCUUAUGUCACUGACAGCGGGAAGAGUCCUUCAGGGGAACCAGACCCAGAGACAUCCAAACCAGCAAGACAACACCACUGCUCCCACUGUGAAAAGAGCUUUUGCUGGUCAGGGAACCUAAAACUGCAUGAGAGGACACACACAGGAGAAAAGCCUUUCCAAUGUUCCCAGUGUGGAAAGAGUUUUACCAUGUUAGCUAACCUGAAAAGGCAUGAGAGAAUACACACAGGAGAAAAGCCUUAUCACUGUUCCCACUGUGGAAUGAGUUUUACGCAGACAGGGCACCUAAAAGCUCAUGAGAGAAUACACACAGGAGAAAAGCCUUUCCAAUGUUCCCAGUGUGGAAAAAGUUUUACUAAGAAAGGGCAAUUAAAAGAGCAUGAGAGAAUACACAAAGGAGAAAAGCCUUACCAAUGUUCCCAUUGUGGAAAGAGUUUUACUCUUAUAGGAAACCUAAAAAAGCAUGCGAGACUACACACCGGAGAAAUGCCUUUCCAAUGUUCCCAGUGUGAAAAGAGUUUUGCCGUGUUAGCUAACCUGAAAAGGCAUGAGAGAAUACACACAGGAGAAAAACCUUACCACUGUCCCCACUGUGAAAAGAGGUUUAUUCAGUUCGGGGACCUAAAAGCUCAUGAGAGAAUACACACAGGAGAAAAGCCUUAUCACUGUUCCCACUGUGAAAAGAGUUUUAUUCAUUUAGGGUACCUAAAAGCUCAUGAGAGGACACACACAGGAGAAAAGCCUUUCCAAUGUUCCCAGUGUGGAAAGAGUUUUACCAUUUUAGCUAACCUGAAAAGGCAUGAGAGAAUACACACUGGAGAAAAGCCUUAUCACUGUUCCCACUGUGGAAUGAGUUUUACGCAGACAGGGCACCUAAAAGCUCAUGAGAGAAUACACACAGGAGAAAAGCCUUUCCAAUGUUCCCAGUGUGGAAAGAGGUUUACUAAGAAAGGGCCGUUAAAAGAGCAUGAGAGGAUACACACAGGAGAAAAGCCUUUCCAAUGCUCCCAGUGUGGAAAGAGUUUUACCUGGUUAAGGAGCCUGAAGGAGCAUAAAAAGACACACACCAAAAACACCCUACCACUGCUCUCCCUCUGUGUGGAAGGACAUUUUCCCAGUCACAGAACCUGAAAUCGCAUAAGACAAUAAAGGUGCUGUGUUCUGACUUAUUAUUUUGACUGAGAAUUUGUGUUUUUGUUUAUGCCACAUGAAAUCAUAUUGUUUAUGAUUAUACCUGUCUAUAUAAGGUCCCACAGUUGAC
Molecule: messenger RNA, 1312 nt
Organism: Salvelinus namaycush (lake trout)
Lineage: Eukaryota; Metazoa; Chordata; Actinopteri; Salmoniformes; Salmonidae
Product: zinc finger protein 501-like
Exons: 2
Coding region: 1-1182 (393 amino acids)
Source: RefSeq, a predicted model, not a curated record